AUGUCUGGUCAGCCCUUUAAUUUCCCCCCUCCCCCACCACCUCCUCCGAGAAGAUCCGCCCAGGACCAAGACCGACAUACGCGGGGAGCACGAGGACAAGGUCCUGGCUUUCAAAGAGGAAGAGGAGGCUUCUCCCGAGGCCGAGGCCACGGGUCGCCCCAGUCAGGUGGAAGAGGCAGACACAGUGGAGAAACAGUGAAGCAGUGGUCGUCGUCGGGGCCAUCGGUUCUUUCAGUGCCCCGAGGAUCACCUUCUACAUUUGAAAACACACGAGUUGAACAGCCUACAUCGUUCCAAAAGCGCAGCCACGAAACCGCUUUUAGUGACGGGGCACGCAAGAAUGCUCGUCCACCCGCAGCCCCCGCUGUCCCGAGUUUCACAGCCGGUCUAGCAGACCUCCUAGCAAGCAAGACAUCCCAUCCUUCACCUCAGAAGCCACAGCCAACCCCCAAGGACAAGCCCAGAAAUGCGCUGGGUCUGACACCCUCGAAAUUUGACGAAUCAGCUUCAGAGGAUGAGGAUGAUACGGAAGAAGAGACCCGGCUAGCGGAUAAUGCAGGCGCGCAUGAUCUCCAAUUUUCAUACAGAGGCCGGACUGCCGCAUUGAGAACCCCGGCAGAGAUAGCCGCCUGGAUUGCCGAGCGCAAAAGCCGCUUUCCUACCCAAGCGAAGCGCGAGGCCGCACAGAAGGAAGCUGAGGAGAAAAGGAAGAGGUGGGAAGCAGAGAAGCAAGCGCGAGCCGAAGCUUCAAAGCAGGCGCGAGAGAGACGCCAGCCAAACAGAAAGCUGGUGAAGCAGCAGAAGCCUCGUUCAGCAUGGCUGGGACCGUCGAGCACCGAGUCAUCAGCUGUUGCGGCAGCCAAACUCAACGCGGAGAGACUGCGGCGCAAGGCUCUGAAAGCACAGCGUGAUCUCGAGGCUGCGGAAAAGGCUUUGGACGGGACCGAUAGCGCGAACGGGAUUCAAAAUAUCGACGCCGGCUCCGAUGACGACUCUCUGGGCACUGUUAGUGACUCCUCAGUGCUGUCGAGCGACGCCAGCCUCUCCAGCUCCGAAUUCGAAUCCGACGAUGACAGCCCUCCGGAGCAGCAAAGCAGUAAGAGUACGGUUCUUAAUGCCUUUGUGGAGUCCAGUAUUGCUCCAGGAGCUCACAAAAAGCCCUGCUCGCGCUUCCUCAGAACCGGUACCUGUCCGUAUGGGGCUAGGUGCCGUUACUCGCAUGAUCGGUCAAGAGAUCUCAAUAGAACAUCGAAAGCGCAGCCACCUGCGAAAGCCACAAAGAAGGGCUUGUUUCAGGUCAUGGUCGAGAAAGAGCAGGAGCAAGACCAGAGAAAAGUGCUUGCGGCGAUCAUCGCCUUGGGACAACAGGGUAUACUUGCAGACCUUACUCAGAAUGGUAGAUAA
Molecule: messenger RNA, 1404 nt
Organism: Cyphellophora europaea CBS 101466
Lineage: Eukaryota; Fungi; Ascomycota; Eurotiomycetes; Chaetothyriales; Cyphellophoraceae
Exons: 1
Coding region: 1-1404 (467 amino acids)
Molecular function (GO): metal ion binding
Source: RefSeq, a predicted model, not a curated record